Messenger RNA from Rhodotorula toruloides NP11, 1029 nucleotides. Its product is annotated as 3-dehydroquinate synthase. Gene Ontology annotation, biological process: chorismate biosynthetic process; shikimate metabolic process. NCBI's taxonomy places the organism in Eukaryota, Fungi, Basidiomycota, Microbotryomycetes, Sporidiobolales, Sporidiobolaceae. Gene Ontology annotation, molecular function: shikimate 3-dehydrogenase (NADP+) activity. The record is from RefSeq and is a predicted model, not a curated record. The coding region runs from base 1 to 1029 and encodes 342 amino acids. The transcript has 6 exons.
AUGGCGUCCACGACCCUCGCUCGACCCGACGACGAAAGGAACUCGCUCGCCAUCUACGGCUACCCCGUCGCGCAGUCUGUCUCGCCGAAGAUCUUCAACCACUUGUUUCCACUCCUAGGUCUCCCUCGACACAAGUAUAAAGCCGUUGAGUGUCGCUCCCUGGACGAAUCAGGGAACGCAUGGGAAGAAGCAGUGAAGCUGCCGGACUGCUUGGGAACUUGCUUGACGAUGCCGCUCAAGCUGCAGGCGCUGCGAAAAGUCGACGAGCUGACACCUGACGCGCGAGCAACCGGCUGCGUUAACACCACCUUCUUCCGCCCUUGCCCGACCUCCUCUUCCACUCUCCUUUAUGUCGGCACAAACACGGACGCAGCCGCCGUCUCGAACGUCCUCCUCUCUUCCUUACUUGGCGUCUCGACUCCUCUGCCAGCUUCUGCACCUCAGCAGUUCAAGCACGGGACGGCAGGAGCUUUUGUCGUAGGCGGAGGAGGAGCAACUCGAGCAGCCAUCUGCGCGCUCUCGCGCCUCAACCUCUCGCCAAUCUUCAUCGUCAACCGCGACCCAUCCGAGACCGACAAGGUCGUCCAGGGCUUCCCAGAUGUCGACCUGCGGCCUUUACCGACAGUCGAGCAUGCGCGACGGGAAAUGGAGGAUCUGCGGAAACGAGAUUUGCGGCUAGUCUGCGGUGUUGGCGCAAUACCGUGCGAGCCGCCCACAAGCGAGGAGGAGAAGCGGGUUUACGAGGUUGUCAUUGAAAUUUUUGCGCUGGCAGGAGGAAAGGGACUUGAGACGGAGCGGAUGGAGCGGGACAAAGGAUGCCUGGCGUUGCCAAUAAAGCCUGUCUUUGUCGACAUGGUGUACAAGCCGCCCAUGACAACACUUCGGAUACUGGCAGAAGAGCGUGACUGGACGACCGUCUGCGGUACAGAGGUGGUGCUUGAGAACUGCUUCGAACAGUGCAAGCUGUGGACGGGCAAAGAUGUCCCUUCCGAAGCGAGGGAGAGCGCCAGAGCGUUGCUGGCUGAAUAG